Messenger RNA from Candidula unifasciata, 480 nucleotides. The record is from the annotation of a GenBank genome assembly. Lineage: Eukaryota; Metazoa; Mollusca; Gastropoda; Stylommatophora; Geomitridae.
AUGUUUGCACAAGCAAGAAAUGUCUGGAAAGCAGUCUCUUCUCCCAUGAUGUCUGGUCAACUGCUUGGACAGUACUGCAGGACUGAUGCACCCAAGGUAGGCCAGAGGCAGCUCUCUGCUUUAUCAGCACAGGUUUCAGUGUUGUCUGGGCAGCACAACCCCAUAGACAAUGCUUCGGACAAAAAGCCACUGUUAUCUUCAACGUUGGUGACAUUUCAGAGUGUGCGUACAAAUGUUAGAGUGCAUUACAGACCCAGCGCUUGGAAGAGGUACAACAAGCACAAUAUUGAACGCAGGCUGAGAACACCGGGAGGCCUGGAAUUGUUGUGGAGGAGAAUACUCAAGGGCAGGCAUCAGUUGGCAGUUUAUGAAAGAAUUCUUCCAAAUACUGUCAAUGGGAAAAUUUUACCUAAGCACCAUUUCAAAUAUCAGAGUCAACCAAUCUGCAAGCGUCAGCUUCCAAAACCUGGAUUGUUUUGA